Egretta garzetta (little egret) is the source of this 4476-nucleotide messenger RNA. It is a transcript of the gene CDC50A, whose product is annotated as transmembrane protein 30A. The record is from RefSeq and is a predicted model, not a curated record. NCBI's taxonomy places the organism in Eukaryota, Metazoa, Chordata, Aves, Pelecaniformes, Ardeidae. Gene Ontology annotation, biological process: phospholipid translocation. Gene Ontology annotation, cellular component: endoplasmic reticulum; Golgi apparatus; plasma membrane. The transcript has 6 exons. Bases 306 to 1184 code for a protein of 292 amino acids.
UGUUGUAUUGUGUGUGUGUUUGGAAACAUCGUGUUGUCUGGAGUAUCUGCAGUUUGUGUUUUGGUGUGCGUUCUUCCCCCUCCCCCCCAGCACUAAUGGCCUAUCUCGGUGUUAAAUCUGUUUGAGGCUGAAAUGGAGCAUACAGGCAGAGUCACAAAAUCAUUUACGUUGGGAGGGACCUCUUGAGAUCAUCAAAUAGGUCUGAAUGGGCUUUUGGAGUUGAGGUGUAAUAUGAUUGCAAAAUAAAUGCCACGUCAACCUUCUGGCUUAUUAAUCAAUUUUCUUUACUCUCCCAUUGUAAAUUAAUGAGUUCUUUUCUGUUACAGAUUGACUAUACAGGAACAGAGCCUUCUAGUCCCUGCAACAAAUGUUUAAAUGUGUCUUGGGACAGCAAGGUACCUUGUAGCUGCACCAUCAACUUCACACUGGAACAUUCAUUUGAGAGCAAUGUAUUCAUGUAUUAUGGACUUUCCAACUUCUAUCAAAACCAUCGUCGUUAUGUGAAAUCCCGAGAUGACAGCCAGCUAAAUGGAGAUAACAGUUCGUUACUUAAUCCAAGUAAGGAAUGUGAGCCUUACCGCACGAAUGAGGACAAACCCAUUGCUCCUUGUGGAGCUAUUGCCAACAGUAUGUUUAAUGAUACAUUGAAAUUAUACCACAUUGAUAAUGACACAAGAACUGCUAUUCCUUUGAUUAAAAAAGGCAUUGCGUGGUGGACAGAUAAAAAUGUGAAGUUCAGGAAUCCUACAGGAGGUGGAAAUAACUUAACUGUGCUUUUCCAAGGCACAACAAAACCUGUAAACUGGCCUGAGCCAGUGUACAUGCUGGAUUCGGAUCCUGACAACAAUGGCUUUAUCAAUGAAGACUUCAUCGUGUGGAUGCGUACUGCUGCUCUGCCAACGUUUCGCAAGCUGUAUCGUCUCAUUGAAAGGAAGAAUAAUUUACAACCUACCUUGCGGGCUGGAAAAUAUUCUUUGGAAAUCACAUACAAUUAUCCUGUACACAGUUUUGAUGGACGGAAAAGAAUGAUCCUAAGCACCAUCUCGUGGAUGGGAGGCAAAAAUCCCUUUCUGGGAAUUGCUUACAUCACUGUUGGGUCUAUAUGUUUCUUCUUAGGCGUUGUAUUGCUAAUCAUCCAUCACAAAUACGGAAAUCGAAACACUAGUGCAGACAUUCCCAAUUAAUCUUGCAUUCUGAAAACAAACAUACUGCAUGUGCAUCAAGGCCAGUCCAGAAUGGACCCAGUUUUUGAAAGACAAAUCUCUGCUUCUGUCACUUCUGGGACUGGGUACAUAAUUUUUAUCUAAAGCUCCCCUUUCCCAUACUGUGGAUUAAGUCUUGAAAAUGACGGGUAUACAAUUACAUAUAUCGAUUGUAUCUCUGCCUAUGUCAGAAAUGAUUUUUCUGAUAUUUGCCUCUAACCAGGCAGGCCACAUGAUGCACAUAUCUCUUGUUCCCUUGAUGCAUCUGCUGCUUGUUCAUGUGCUGUGUAAUGUUGGUAUGAUUCAGUACAUACAGAUUGUGUGGAGAAAGACUGUUAAAAGAUACUGUAAAUUGUUAACUUUCCGGAAUUCAGGUGUCAGUGCUGUUGAAAGGAAAAGUCAAGUCUUAAAUGUUUUUUCAAUUUACUGUCUUGUGUGCAUGGGCUCUUAUAUUUCUUGCUGAGAUUUUAAUAUAUUUAUAUAAGUUGUUAAAUAUUUUUCCUGUGUCCUACCCACCUCUGUUACGUUAAGUCCUUUAAGUGCUGUGUAAAUUUCAGCACUCUGGAUUCUUUGUAUAUUUACAAUAUAUGUGCCUGGCCAGUAAACUAGCAUCCUACGAAGAUACCAGAAAACCUAUUGGUUAAUUAUCUGUGUGAGACCCUUUUAAAAUUUCUUCUAAAUUGAGAAAUGUUCGUUGCAGGUAGAAUCUGCUUUUUUUCUAAUUUUCUUUGCUUUAAGUCAUAUCCAAUACCAGUUUACCCAUCGUCCUUACUGGUUUUACUUUUUAUGAGCAGCUCCAAGCGAUAAACAAGAAGGACCUAAAAUGCUUUUUCCAUUCACAAAUUGGGUGAAUUCCUUUUACUGGAGGCGUUUCCUAAUUUUUUUGAGGUAUAUGUAUUCUGAGCAGGCUUUGUUGUAAAGGAAUUGUCAUAUUCUUUUCUCCUUACUUGGAGUAAAUACCACAGUAAAUUUUUUGUGGUGUUAAGAUGGUAAACUCUAGAAAUCCAGAAGUUGAGAUGAGAGUAACCUCUUUUCAUUGAAAUGCAGGUUGAGCUUGCUGUGAAACCUAAUUUAAAUAUUGCAAUUAGAAGCAAUGUGAGGGUGUCUUAAAUUACAGAAGGGUUCACUUUUAGUUUAAUUCAAAGUUAACUGUAACCUGUAAAAUAUUACUUUUUGGUGACUUUUUUUUUAGAUGAUGCACAGAAAUUGUAAUGUAUAUGGUGGAGAUCACUAUAUGCAACUAGCUUGAUAAAGUAUUGAGUAUAUUAAAUAAGACCUAAUAAAUUCUGCAGAUGAUUUAAUAAGAGAUUUUAUUUUGUUCUUGAACAUGCAUUUAUUUUCAUCUGGAUGAAAAGACAUAUUAAGUGCAAAUGCAGUUUAAGGGAGUUGUAUUUCUGGGAUUGCAUAUUUGUUACAAGAAGUUGUUUAUUCACGGUCCAAUAGCUUAAUCUAUAGCCAGCUUUAAACAACACAAUUAAUUUGUCACAUAAAACACGUGACCCUUUUUACUGAAUUAGUUGUGUAAUCUUUUUAAGCUAGCAGUUUAAGUGUAUAAAUCUGUAUAAACUGUGGAAUGAGGCAAUGUUUCCAGUGUGCUAGCUUUCUGUAACUCCAUGUAAUAAUUUGUUUACGCAGUACAGUGUGGCAGCACAGGACUUGAAAUAGUCAAAAUACGUUAAGAUUUUAUUUAGUGUUGUAUUUAUAUUGCUGGAAUUAUAGAAUAAGCUACGUACCUUUGUAUAUUGCAAGGCAGGAAACUCGCACAAAAUGUUAAACUGGCUUUCAUCUGUAGAGUAGCUGCUAGUCCAAAAUGUAGUAAGGGGACCUCUCCCAAUUACUGGUUAUUAAAAUAUUUUGAUUUUUAAACUUUGUGUUUGUCACUUGAAAUGCAAAUAUAUUCUGCUUCAUUCAAAAUCUCUAUCUUUUUCCAAGUAGGAAAUGCUGCUUUUUGGGCUGUGUUCAGAAUUAAAACCAAAGUAUUUUUCUGUCUUUACCUUAAAAUAUUGUCCAAUGCCUUACCUUUUUUCUACUGACUAUCGCUGUCUGUGCUCCUUUCAGCUUUUUAAUGAAGUGCACCAGGAUCAGAAUUGCUGUCUGUUUCUUGUUACAAUUAAGCUUUUUCUCGGAGAGCCUGUAGCAGUAAAUACUUGUCAGGCAGUGUGCCUGAGGAGCUUAAAAUGCUUGUAAGAGCUUAAAAUAUUAGGUCAGACUUGUCAACUCUUCCUUCGCUCAUGCUCAUUUGUCUUGAUGUUGCGUUGAUAACUGUGGAGAUGCUUGGAUUUUGUAUUUCUUACAAGCUGCCCAUGUGCCACGUGUUCAAAGGUGAAACCACGGUGUCCCUGUCUGGCACUCCUCAGGGCAGUGUCACUGUCCUGGCAUUCAGUGCUGAAUUUGGAUUUGACCACCUCAUUCUUGAGUGGCAUCCUCCAGAGGUAUUUGCUACCAGGGUUCAGAAAUACAGAGAGCAAUGCUUCUGGUUUCUGAGUGCCAGUCAGGCACUUUCUGAGUCUUACCCGACUGAGGCAGUGCCCAAAGUGUGACAGAUUAUAAGCUUUCUGGAGGCUGCUGCUGUUACAAGGGUCUGCCUAUGAAUGAAUCUUCCCUGGAUAAAGUAGUUUGGGAAACAAGGAUAUGCCCUUGUCGUAUGCAAGAGCUCUCCAAACAAAUUUGCUUGUGUGAGACCAACUUCCUUCUGGUUUCUUGCAAAAAUCUACAUCCUGUAACAAAGCAGAUUGUCACCUCAGGAUUUUUUUUUUUUAAACUGCAUCAGGCUAUUUGGGGAGCUGUCGAUUGUGCUUUGCUGAGUCAGAGGGAAGAGUUAGCAGCUUAUAGCGAAUGUGAAGGAUCGUCCAUAGCCUUUUCCUCCCAAGGUCCUGCUGGUACUGAAACUAGGUUCUCAGCAGCAUGGUUUAAUUACGAAUGUUACACCUUGAAGAAUGCAAGUCUUGCCUUUUUUUAUAGAAAUCUCUGUGGGAGGAAAGGCCAUGACAAUCUAGGGUCAAGUAACAUCUGCAAGCGUGUAUUAUCUGCUUGAAUACAUCAAACAGAGCAAUGAAUGUGGCUGGUGUUUGGGUUGGAUUCGCAGGAGGUGUUUGCAACUCCACCCUUCUCUCAGAUGCCCUACUUGCAGUGGGAAAAUAAGGGUUAUGUCUGUAGACAGACAGAUGUCCACAACUGAGUUGAAGUGAGUGGUGGAAAAAUGACUAAGCCUACAGCAGAAUUUACCUACAGUUACUUUAAAAAAAAAAAAACCAAAAAAAAACCCCAAACAAAC